UAACUGAAAAGCAGCAAAAAAGCUAACAGAGAUUGAUAACGAAAGACGUAUAAAUACAGAUUUUUUAACCAAAAAGACAAACAAGUUAAAAAAAAAAACUAAAAUUAAAGCCUUUCCAAGCUGGCUGAGACCUUCGAUGUGAUUGCUUGUUUUUAUUGAGAAUACAUAUCCAAAAAAAAGCCAAGCCAUAAGAUUUAAGGGCCGCCGGGGGCCUUUGCCAAAAACCUCACUUUGAUCUUUGUGUUAACAAGAAGACACAACUUCAACUGUUUGUUUGUUAAGAGGUUCGCAAUUUCCCAAAAUUUCACCAUUACCACAGCCCAAAAGAUCACCUCUGUUCAAAGGUUUCAUGUCACCUUUUCUAUAUCUCAUACUUCUCUCUUUUGCCUUCGUCCACGACCAUCACAAUUCCUACCAUAUUCCCUGCUACUAGCGCCACUUGUGUGUAGUUACUUUUUUGGAUUGCCGACUUUCUUUGCUAUAGAUUCAUUUCACAUUGAUUUUUUUUUUCCCUCUUAACUCUGUUUUUCUCUGCCUUGCUUUGGACUAUUGGCGAAAAGAAACGAACUUUCCCGCUAGUUUCUCACAGCCCAGUUCAAUUUACUGAGAAUUAUUCUCAUUUCUGCUCGUGGGGUUGCUUUGAUUUCUCUUGCUGAUUGAGUUGUUACCUCAGUUGGCCCAACUUGGGUCUGCUUUUUCCCAAGAUUCCAGUGAUUCUGUGAAGCUGCAGGGAUUUUUCCUCCUCUCCUCCCGAUUCUUGGAUUGAUGCUGUUUUGAUCGAAAAAGGGUAUUCUGAUUCUCGGUAAAUGAUUCUUGAAUAGUGCCCCUCUAUUUGGAUCACUGGAAAAAAAAUCCCCAACUUUUUCAUCCGGAUACUUUGGAAUAUCUUGAGCUUACUUAUGGCUAAUUGAGGGCCUGGCUGAUUUGUUCAUCUUUGAAGUUUUUUUUGGGUUGGGAGGGAGGUAACUGAAGAAGAGAUUUGUAGAUUAUGGAGGCCUUGUAUCCAGCUUCAUAUUCUUUGAACUCCAGUUCUGACUUUUUGCUGCCACAAAUUAAGAGCACUAAAUGGACUAGAGAGGAGAACGAAGCAUUUGAACGGGCUCUGGCAGUUGUUGAUGAAAAAAGGCCAGAUAGAUGGUCUCUGGUGGCAGAAAUGAUACCUGGAAAGUCUGUGAUUGAUGUGAUUAAUCAGUAUCAGGAGUUGGAGGCAGAUGUUAACAAUAUAGAAUCUGGGAUGAUCCCAGUCCCUGGAUAUCUAGCCUCUUCUUUAACUUUUGAGUUGAUGGAGAAUCGUGGCUUUGAUAAUUUCAGGAAAAGGGGAAGAUCUAUGGAUCAAGAAAGAAGGAGAGGCAUCCCCUGGACAGAAGAUGAGCACAGGAGAUUUCUCAUGGGACUUCAAGCACAUGGUAAAGGGGACUGGAGGAAUAUAUCCCGGAAUUUUGUGAUAUCCAAGACUCCAACCCAAGUUGCAAGCCAUGCUCAGAAGUACUUUCUCAGGCAGCAUUCAGGUGGGAAAGACAAGAAGAGACCGAGCAUCCACGACAUCACCACCUUCAAUCUCCCCAUUGUCAAUCCCACAAUGCACGACACCAAAUGUGCUUCUCUUGAUCACAAGUCCCUGGCAAUGUCGCCGCCGCCGUUGCAAAAACCGAGUAAUGCAUCCAAAAUAGUGCUGGAUUGGAACGACUCGAAUGAAGGGCUUCUGAUGGUUUUCGACUCAAUGGACUAUGAUGACUCCAUUGGAUCUCUAUUUGAUGUUGCAACACGAGGUCGUUAUGCAGCAAAUUUCUGUACUGCCGAUUCCAAGUUCCAUAUUCAACCAAGAAAAUAUGUUAUCUGAGGAUGGAAUGAAGUGAAGAAUCGAAGGAAAGGGUCCUGUUCUGUUGUAAGGGACCUGCUAGCUUGAUCCUUUGUUAGAACAUUAAAUAAAAAUUAGCAUCUCUACGUCGCAAUGUUAUUCAAACUUACUUAAAAAGACUUUAGAUAAAAAAAAAAAAAGGUGUAUAUUUCUCUUGUUGAAAAGUUUGUGUGGGUUAAAAUCUCUUUUUUGGUUGCAUGAAAUCCCUCUCGUUUUCUCAGCUUCAGUAUAUGAUCAUAGAUUCAUCAUCAUUACGGUAUAUAAUCAGUUGUCCUCAUGAGGUAAGAAAAAGGUGGCCAUACAAGUCAACUGAAAGAUGUUCAAACUCAGUCAGAUUAGAUUACUGAGAAUUUAACUUGAUUCUGCAACAUG
Oldenlandia corymbosa var. corymbosa is the source of this 2230-nucleotide messenger RNA. The record is from the annotation of a GenBank genome assembly. Lineage: Eukaryota; Viridiplantae; Streptophyta; Magnoliopsida; Gentianales; Rubiaceae.